This is a messenger RNA of Eriocheir sinensis (Chinese mitten crab), 812 nucleotides long. RefSeq names its product nucleoplasmin-like protein ANO39. Gene Ontology annotation, molecular function: chromatin binding; RNA binding; histone binding. NCBI's taxonomy places the organism in Eukaryota, Metazoa, Arthropoda, Malacostraca, Decapoda, Varunidae. The record is from RefSeq and is a predicted model, not a curated record. Gene Ontology annotation, cellular component: nucleolus; nucleoplasm; cytoplasm. The transcript has 5 exons. Gene Ontology annotation, biological process: chromatin remodeling. The coding region runs from base 134 to 607 and encodes 157 amino acids.
AUCUGGGAACCGUGGUCAGCCCGCGCGUGUGGCAUCAGUGAGGGCGGCGUUGUUGACAGGGCCGCGGCACACACGUGGAGGCGGCGCAUCACCCCACACCCCACCUCGCACCUCCUCCCGACACCCCCACACCAUGCGCGGCGGGAUGGAGCGGUCAUACUUCUGGGGCAUCACUUUGGACGAGGCUCACAAAGAACAGAAGUGGGAAGGGUCAGCCACGGAGAACACGGCUGAGUGCACGGUCACCACACACACACUCUCCGUCAGACAGGUUGUGCUGGGUCCAGAAGCCAAGGAGGGCGAGGCUAACGUGGUGGAGCUGGAGGUGGAAGGCUACAACAACAAGAAGACCAGAAUACCCAUCUGUGUGUCCAAAGCGGGCGGCUCCUACGUGUCCAAUGUGGAGGUGUUAGUGGAGGACCAGGCGGCCACCUUCCACCUAACGAAGGGCUCCGGGCCGGUCCACUUGAGCGGCACGCACCAGACGGAGACCAACGUGGUGGGCGAUGACGAAUUUGAUGAGAUCGGAGACGAAGAGGGAGAGGAUGAGGAGGACGACGAGGAGGUAGUGGAGGACUCGCCUCCCAAAAAGAAGGCCAAGAAGUAGAGUCCCCUCACCACACACCAGCUAAGCUUCAGAUCAUUGCCAAGUUUUCUAUUCCUACCACUCGAUCAAGCGCUGACUCUACCAGACCCGGGAGACGAGACAAAGAGGAGGCGGAGGAGAGAGUGGGGGGAAGGAAAGGGAAGAAUACACAAAGAUGAAUUACCAUGUAUGCGGCAAAAGUGAAUGACAACAGUUAUUAUGCCAA